AUGGAAGCUAAUCAAAUAUGCUAUGAAUUCUUGUGGGGUUCAAAAUGGGAGAGAAUAAAACGUAAUACGUUAAUUGCACCUUUAGGGGAAGGGGGGGUUAAUAUGAUAGAUAUUGAAUCAUUUUUCAUUGGUCUUAAAUUAAGAUGGGUUAAAUUUUUAGUAAAUGAUGAAUUUGAUGCUUCAUCAUUGAGUGUGGAUGUUGAAUAUAUUGAGGACGCUGACGCUCAACUGAAACUUCUGGAUUUGAGGUCAAAUCAAGUUUUGCAGGAUGUUUUUCAACAAAAUUCGAUACUUGAGUUCUACUCUCGCCUCGAAAAAGAGAAUUAUCCAGUUUUGUUGAGAAAUUCAAAAUUGUGCACCACUGCUCUAUGCUAUUGGCAUAUUUUUAAAUCUAAAGUUGUUACUGAUGUAAGUCACUUGCAUGAACCACUGUGGUUCAAUAAAAAGAUAUCAAGUAAAGGGAAAAUGUUAUAUAUUGAAGAUUGGAAUAGAAAAAGUAUUUGUUUUAUUGAAGAUAUCUGUGAUUCAAAACACCAAAUUGCAAUGUUUCCAAUCAUUUUUCAUCAUUAUUGCUUUUCUGAUUUUUAUAAUGACAUGCAAUCAUAUUUAAAAGUUUUAUCAUGUAUACCCCAAGCAUGGAAAAACAAUUUAGUAAAAACCCCUCAAGCCAAUCCACAUCUUAGUCUAUUGGAAGAUAUUAGAAGAAACGAUAAAACUUCCAGAUACAUAUAUGAUAAGCUUCGUAAUGUAAAAAUCUUGAUGCCUAAGGAGAAAAUAGAAAAAUGGUCAAAUGAACUGUGCAAGAACUUGGAUAACUGGUUGACGCAGUAUGAAAAAGUUUUUUAUUGCACUAUUGAAUCGAGACUUCGAUCUUUCCAUGUUAAAUUUGCUUUGCGAGCAGUACCUACAAAUGACCUAUUAUUUAGGAUAAAUAAGACAUCAAGUCCGAAAUGUACAUUUUGUGAAAGGAAUGUUGAAACCGUGUUACAUUUAUUUUAUUUCUGUGAAUUUGUGCAACAAUUUUGGGAAAUAGUUAAUGCAUGGCUAACUGUUGAAUAUGGUUUAAAUCUUAAUCUGACAUAUAGAGAAAUUUUAAUGGGGGUAGAGCAAAACCAAGGUAUAAACUGUGUUUUAUUGAGUGCAAGAUAUUAUAUCUAUAAAUGUAAACUACGUAACGAAAGGCCUCAAUUUGAUCAAUUUUUAUAUAUGAUAAAAAGUAUAUUUAACUGUGAAAAAAUUAUUGCAACUAGAAAAUGUAAACUGUUGAACCACAUUAAGAAGUGGAAAGUUAUCAUGAACUCAUUUUUUUAAAGUGCAAUUGUGUUUAUGUGUUAUAUCGUGUGGAUAAAAAGUGAUGUUU
Molecule: messenger RNA, 1360 nt
Organism: Styela clava
Lineage: Eukaryota; Metazoa; Chordata; Ascidiacea; Stolidobranchia; Styelidae
Source: RefSeq, a predicted model, not a curated record